Messenger RNA from Mollisia scopiformis, 1242 nucleotides. RefSeq names its product nucleotide-binding domain-containing protein. The coding region runs from base 1 to 1242 and encodes 413 amino acids. Gene Ontology annotation, molecular function: FAD binding; D-amino-acid oxidase activity. The transcript has a single exon. The record is from RefSeq and is a predicted model, not a curated record. Lineage: Eukaryota; Fungi; Ascomycota; Leotiomycetes; Helotiales; Mollisiaceae.
AUGGAUACCAAACAGACUACACCUAUUGUCUUCGGACUCAAUCUUAACGGUUGUCCUGAGCCUCUCAUCAGCCCGACCGGCUCAUCACCAGACAUUCUCAUAAUCGGAGGUGGCGUUACAGGUCUCGUCACUGCCUGGGUUCUCCUCGAUCGAGGAUACAAGGUCACUAUUGUCGCCAAGGAAUGGGGAACCUAUACAUCAAAGCAACGGCUCACGUCUCAAAUCGCAGGAGCAUUGUGGGAGUUCCCCCCAGCAGCUUGUGGCCAACACACAGAUAUCAUAUCCUUGAGCCACUCUAGACAUUGGUGCAUGAUUGCAUACAAGGUUUGGGAAGCUAUGGCCGCUGAUCCUGUGCUAUCUGCCGCGUCGGGAGUUAGGAUGCGAACUUCUGCCUUCUACUUUACGUCGAAGAUUGAAGACACUCCUUCGCAACUAGUCAAAAUGCUCGAGAUCCAGAACAGUGGCGUAAAGGGCUUUCGACGCAACAUAGAUAUUAUACACACUCAAGAUCUGAACCCCACUGUCGGUGUUGUCGAUGCUUACGAGCACUUGGCUCCAGUCAUUGAUACCGACACUGCAAUGAAAUGGCUGAUGGGACUCGUUCAAGGAAAGGGUGCGAAGCUGGUCACAGAGACUAUUCACGGCAGCUUGCUCUCCCAAGAACAAAAUCUUCGAGCUCGAUUAUCUGCCGAUGUGAUCGUCAAUGCCACUGGACUUGCAGGUGCGGAAAUUGCAGGAGGCAACACGUGCUAUCCAAUCAGAGGAGCUCUCCUUCGAGUUAUCAAUGAUGGCAAAGACUUUGAAAAGGUCUCGAAUGCCUUGGUAUUGACGGCAGAUGAUGCUGGCAAUGCCGUUAACGAGAUGGUUUUCAUUGUCCCGCGUAAUGAGAACAUCUUGCUCUUAGGCGGCAUUGCUCAACCGAACGAGUGCAACCUUGAUCUGACGCUUGAUUCUGCAGUCAUUCAAAGAAUCAGACAACGAUGUGAGACAUUCCUGCCACGUCUUAAAAAUGCUCGCUUGGAUCUUGAGUACCCCCUGGCUCAAGGUCUACGCCCAUUUCGAAAGUGUAAUGUACGACUUGAGCGAGAGCUUGGGGAACAUGACAUCGAAGAAGGACUUCCAUCGAAGCGGAGUCGAAUCGUACACUCAUAUGGCCAUGGGGGAGCCGGUUGGAGUCUCUCGUUCGGUUGUGCGGAGGACGCUGUUGGCUUGAUUGAGGAUAUUUUACGUGAAGGUAUGUAA